Molecule: messenger RNA, 3219 nt
Organism: Glarea lozoyensis ATCC 20868
Lineage: Eukaryota; Fungi; Ascomycota; Leotiomycetes; Helotiales; Helotiaceae
Product: Integrin alpha N-terminal
Exons: 20
Coding region: 1-3219 (1072 amino acids)
Molecular function (GO): phosphatidylcholine lysophospholipase A1 activity
Source: RefSeq, a predicted model, not a curated record
AUGUUACUCAGAGGCUCGCUUCCUCUUCUGGCCUCAGCACUUUGUGCCGUAGAUGUCUGUGGGGCAUUUCUUCAGGGACAACAUGACUUUGUUGACUUCAAUAUCACCGAUGGCUUCGACGAUAUUGUUCAAGGGAUCGGUAAACGCCAAACUAAUGUAGAGCUACGAAUAUUGCCUCUGGGAGCGUCGAUUGUCAAUGGUUACAUGGAAAGCUCUGGCAAUGGAUUCCGCAGAUACCUCCGAGAUCAAUUGAGAUUCAAGGGUUGGGCUGUCAAUAUGGUCGGAAGUAAACAGGGAGGCAACAUGAAUUUCGAGGCUACUGGUGGUGAUACAAUCACUCAAGUAACAGAAGCAAGCAAACUGAGUACGGGUUACAAACCGAACGUCAUUCUUCUCAACGCUGGUACGAAUGAUGCCAACCAGAACUUGCAAGAUGGAUCUGGUGCUCGUAUGGAGAGCCUACUCAGGAGCUUAUGGGCCGCCGAUGAUAUGAGCGAAACACUGAUCAUCUUGUCUUCGGUUCUUCAAAGAGCCGAUGCAAACGCAGAAAAGAACCGCAUUGAAAUCAACCGACAGUACAUCGAAGUUGUCAAGAAACUGAUGGGCGAAGGCAAGCCCCUCAGGUACAUAAGUAUGCAAGAGCUUAAGAUGCCUGAAAACUUUAAUUCUGACGGAAUUCAUCCUAACGAUAACGGUUUUAAGAUCAUGGCAAAGUGGUGGUGGGUUGCUAUAGAAUAUGCGAACAAGGCUGGAUUGAUCAAAGCCCCGAAACCAUUUGCAGGAAUUUCAGGAACCACCUGCGAAAAAGUUGCUGGGAACGCAGCCUACGGUGGUAUCACACAGAAAGGUUCAGGCACAAGUGACGGGAUCUACUCUCAUGAUAGCAAGGAGAUGGGCUCUAUCUUCUCGUACACCAGUGAAUUUGAUCGUGGCCAGUGGUUCUUUCCGGGUCUUUACGGAAGAAAGUAUGACGAUCUAGUCGGAUGGUGGAUCACGGAUGGUGUUGUCACUUUUGCCACAUGGAAGAAUAUGGGAGAGGGAAAGUUCCAAAGGCUUUCAGAUAUGAGUACCUCCCUAUUCUGCAAUCCAGCUGGCAUUUGGUUCGUCGAUCUCAAUGGCGAUGGCUAUGACGACUUUCUCUGUGUUGCACCUUCUGGCGAUACCCAAGCCUCCAUCAAUAACAAAGACGGAACAGAUACCAAGCCACCCACUUUCAAAUUCAUCGGAGUAAUCAAGACCAACACAGGCUACAAGCAAGAGCGUGUUCGCUGGGGAGAUAUUGAUGGCGAUGGAAGAGCGGAUUAUUGUGUCAUUGAUGACAGCGGAAACGUGUGGGUUUGGAGAAAUGGCGGCACUAGUGACAUACCAGAUCAAUGGCAAGCAAUGGGUCUCAGAUUUACUGCGAAAGGCAUGGGUGACAUGAAAGGAGUCAGGUUCGGUGACAUCAACGGUGACGGCCGUGAUGACUGGCUGUGGGUAAGUGAAAGCGGCGAGACAACUACUUGGACCAACUCUCGAAGUUGUAAGAAAGGCAAAGAGGGCGAUGGACUCAACGUGGCAUGGCAGCAAGGUUUCUGGAAAGGCUCAUCGUCUGGCCCCACUCAUGCUGGGGUAGGAGGUACAAGUAACCGAGCCAGGAUUCAUUUCGCAAAGAUCUAUAGUUCGCCUUACUUUGGCCUCUUAGGCCGAGCAGACUAUAUCUUCAUGGAGUCUACAAAACAGUCUGACGGCAAAUUCAAGUUCGACAUGAAAGUAUGGAAGAAUCUUGGAUCUGGUGGCGCUAAAUUGAAAGGUUUGACCUUGACAUAUGUUCACUCACAAACUUUUGCUAACGGGUGUCUUCAAGCUGACGGAAACAAAUACUGCAAUAUGCAUGCCCAUGCUGACGGACGUAUGGACUAUGUCUGGACUCUUAGUACCGGAGAAAUGACUGUGUGGCCUAAUCUAGGCAAGAAGUCUGUUGUCGGUGAUGAUGUCUUCUGGGGCACACCUGUGGAAAACAUGUUCAACCCAAGUGCUCUGAUUGGCAAACAACUUGACAGACGCGACUUGCAUCUCGUUGACUGGGAUAAUGACGGAGCUUGCGAUAUCGUCUGGACAGAUCCGGAUAACAAUAACAAGGUGUCUGUUUGGUUGAAUCAGUACAAGACGAAGGGCGCUUUCACUUGGACAUAUCUAGCCAACCCAGCACCAGUCCUGAACUGCCCUGAGAAAAGAGGGCUGGGGAUUCAUGAUCUUCCCGUUCGUUGGGGUGACGUUUCUGGAAAUGGACUAAGUGAUUAUUUGUGUCUGGAGCCUAAUGGUCGAACAUGGGGAUACGUUCAUAACACUGAUGGAAGCUGGACCUACAUUGAUCAAUUCAAGAAAGCCGAAGGCAUCGACAGAGCCAAUAUGCGGUGGGGAAACGUCAACGGAGAUGGUGGAGACGAUUUGAUUUGGAUCGACAAAUGGAGUGGUGAUGCGACCGUGUAUAUCAACAAGGGUCGUCUAGAUACGGGAGGGUCACGCUACUGGUUCAAUCCUUCAGGAAAACAAUACGCUGGUAGUUGGGCUGGAACCUGUCAAUACUUCCCAGAUCUGGACGGCGACGGAAGAGCUGACUUGCACUCUGUGAUGACAACAAUUGAUAACACAGCUGAGACCUUUUUCAACCGCUGCGGACUUUUUGAUCUUUCCGGAGACGAUGCUGGAUGGGCACCUGGACAGGACCCUGGAUAUGGCGCACUACCUGCGGAGCCUCAAUUGCCUGAGAUUGCCGCACCACCUCCUCCGCCUCCUCCACCACCUCCACCACCAAAGCAAAAUUGGGAUGCUGGCAAGUCUGAACAGCCAAUUCCUACAGGUGCUUGCGGACAGGGAUGCUCUCCAACUGGCGGUUUCUUCUCCGAUGCCCAGGUGAAGGGAUGGUGUCAAGGACUCGUUGACGACGUCUGCAACAGCGAUAACCAAGUAUUCAACAACGAUGUAGGAUUCGGUUCUAUCCUAGUCUUCGCUCCCAAUAAGGACAAAGAGUGCUCCGAAGUAGCUCCAGCCACGGUAGACGAAUGCUACGCUUACUAUGUCCAGAGUCAAGCAAAUUCUGCUGCUGCUUGUGGAACUUAUGCGCCCGGGGGUGGAUCACCGACCUGCAUGUUUUAUGUGAAUAACGUGGAUGGCGAGUCGAUGGGUGCUAUGAGUAUCAGUGGGGGCUGUAUUCCAAAUGGAGGGAAAUUGUGUUAG